Lutra lutra (Eurasian river otter) is the source of this 1027-nucleotide messenger RNA. RefSeq names its product lymphocyte antigen 6 family member G6C (gene LY6G6C). The coding region runs from base 23 to 550 and encodes 175 amino acids. Gene Ontology annotation, cellular component: external side of plasma membrane; protein-containing complex. NCBI's taxonomy places the organism in Eukaryota, Metazoa, Chordata, Mammalia, Carnivora, Mustelidae. The transcript has 5 exons. The record is from RefSeq and is a predicted model, not a curated record.
ACCAUGUCAAGGCUGAAUCCAGAUGAAGUUAGCCCCUUCUGUCCUCAGUUUCUGCUCACGCGCCCCUACCAAUGCCCCCCAAGGACCCAAAUUGGGCAAUGAGUCUGCUGCACUUGCUACCAUCCCCGGGGACCCUCAUCAUGAAAGGCUUUCUGCUGCUCAUCCUGUCUGCUCUGCUCUGCUGGGUCUCAGGUCAGAACACUUACUUGACUGGCUCUUCUCCACCCUACCCCACAGCUCGGCUGGUCCCCAGGUCCCCGUGCUGGGCUGUGUCGACCGGCAGUCCUGCCGCCUGGAACCAGGACAGCAGUGCCUGACAACAAAUGUGUACCUCGGUAAGAUGUGGGUUUUCUCCAACCUUCGAUGUGGCACACCGGAAGAGCCUUGUCGGGAGACCUUCAACCAAACCAACCACAAGCUGGGCCUGACCUAUAACACCACCUGUUGCAACAAGGACAACUGCAAUAGCCCAGCUCCUCGGCCCACCCCAGCCCUGGCCCUCGUCCUCCUCACCUCUGUGGCCGGCCUUGGCCUCUGGCUGCUGCACUGAGACUCACUCCAUAGCUGUCCCUCCUCCCACCUACCUUAGCCUGAGUUUAGCCUUAGGUCUCCUUGUCCCCCGGCUCCCUACACUGGUCUCUCCUUAACUCCCUUCACUCAGAAUAGCAUUUCUCCAGGCUCUUCACAUUUCUGUAAUUAGACAGCAGUCUCCCCACCCAUCCUUCCACCUUACAUCCUCCACUGACCUUCUCCCGAGUCCGUUCCUAUAUCCCUCUAGACCACCCCAGAUCCUCCGGUGGUCCCAGAAGAGCUCCGCACUUUGCGUCCUGCACUCUACCACGCCCAGCUCAGAGAGGGACGGAGAUCUGGGCCUGAAAUGGGACUUCUGUCCUGUCCCCCGCAAAGGCUCCCAGGAAGGACCUGAUGACCUCACUGUAUGGGGUUGAUUCCCCCAAACCCUCGGUCCAUAUGUACCUCAUCCCCAUGCUUGCCUCUUUGCAUUUUGAGUAAUAAAUGUCUAUGUCUG